CCAAGGCAAAUUAUGGCGAACCGAUCCAGAGAUUACGGGAUAUAACGCCGGCAAAAAACAAUGGAAAACAAACAAUCCAUAGGAGACAUGCAACAAGAGAGCAUCGAUGAACAGCAGGGCCAGUCAACAUCAGCAAUUGAGCAGGGUGGCAGACCAGCAACUAUUGCAGAGGAAUUCUGGCAGAUGCCGAACUUGCAAAAUGAUAGUCGACUCGAAGCAAUUACACAGACAAAUGUGCAGGGAUCAUACACAGGGCUACUGAUAGAGCAGAUUAAAAAUUCACAAGAACAGGACAAGACAAAUGAAGUCCAACAGGGGCAACAAAUGAGUUUUGUGGAAAUGUUGACUCGGUCUUGUGGUUUUGAGGGGAUCAUAACUGAGCACUGCAAUCCUUCUGAAAUCUAUGAAGGGAAUGAUUCAGCCCGUGAAGAAUAUGGGAUUACCAUGUACAGCUUGGCAACUGAAAAUGAUGAUAUUCUGAACAACAGAGCAGAUAAAGAUGUAUCAGAGGGUGGCACAACAAAAAUUAUUGAGCAAAAGCUUUUGCAUGAGGCAGAAUAUGCACAUUCGAGAGACUGGACACCGAGUUUUGGACAUAAACAUACAGAGGUUACCAUGUACAGCUUGGCAAGUGAAAAUGGUGAUAUUCUGAAGAACAUAGCAGAUAAAGAAGCUAUGUCAGAGGAGGGGCCAGUAAAAAAUGUUGAGCAAAGCUUUUUGCAUGAGGCAGAAUAUGCACAUUCAAGAGACUGGACACCGAGUUUUGGACAUAAACAUACACAGGAUGAAACUACAGAUUCAGAGACUGCUACCUACAGCAACAACUGGAGAGAAGACAUAUUCAAUCAAAUGAGAGUGGACAAUGUGGAGAUUGACACAGGAUCUGGUUGCACUGGCAUAAACACUGGGGGAGCUAAAUCAAACACAGAAACAGAAAAUGAUGCGGAUACAACCAGAGGGAGCCAGGAACUUAUAGAGGAAGAAAUUGAAGAUUUCAUUCGAAGUGAGCAAAAGGAAGCAGCUGAAGGGAACAAUGCAGACACUGAGAGCAAAUAUACUCCGCAGAUUGGAAUGGAAUUUAAAGAUAGGAAUGCUGCUCAUCAUUUCUUCAGCUUCUAUGGGUUUAUUGCAGGUUUUGAAGUAGUUACUACCCAUACAGCUAGAACGACACACAAAAAAAGGAAAGGUGAAAUUUUCAAGGUGGAAAUGAAAUGUCAUCGCUAUGGAAAAGAAAGUAAACAAGAAAGGAAAGAAGAAAUUGAACCUGAAAUAAUUGCAGCAGUGGCUCAGAAAGGACCGAAGAGAAAAACAAAUGUCCAGGUCAAAACAAAUUGCCCAGUUGUAAUGGUGGUCAAGGAGAUCAAUGGAAGAACAUGA
Panicum virgatum (switchgrass) is the source of this 1377-nucleotide messenger RNA. RefSeq lists its product as uncharacterized. NCBI's taxonomy places the organism in Eukaryota, Viridiplantae, Streptophyta, Magnoliopsida, Poales, Poaceae. The record is from RefSeq and is a predicted model, not a curated record. The coding region runs from base 61 to 1377 and encodes 438 amino acids. The transcript has 10 exons.